Molecule: messenger RNA, 1563 nt
Organism: Triticum urartu
Lineage: Eukaryota; Viridiplantae; Streptophyta; Magnoliopsida; Poales; Poaceae
Gene: NUDT2
Product: nudix hydrolase homolog 2
Molecular function (GO): NAD binding; NADH pyrophosphatase activity; ADP-ribose diphosphatase activity
Source: RefSeq, a predicted model, not a curated record
AAGCAGCGGGAUCAUUGCCCGUCCCGUCCCGUCCCGCACCACACGCGCCCACGCGACAAGGCCGCACCGUGUGCCGAUGCCACGCCAGUGACGACGCCACCCCACCUCGGCCCUGCACAACUAGCUAGCCGAGCAGCGAGCAUCAUCGUUGGCGCCCGGGUCCCCGCAGUAAUAAAAGGAGCGCAGGGGUGCGCCGCGUCAGAUGGCCGCCCCCUCGCUCUCCACCCCCCUCACCACGCGGGCGCCUCUGCUCCGCCUCCUCCGCCGCCGCCGCGGCCUAGCCCUCUCCGCAGCGCCGCCCAGACUCCCCGUCUGCUCCGCGCCGCCUCGCCACCGUCGCAGCGCUCUCUUCCUCGGACUCGGAGGUGCGGGUGGAAGACACAGAAGUGGGCUGGUGAGCAGAACCAUGUCGGCUUCCAUAUAUUCGACAAAGGUGGACGCCGAAUCGGCAAUGACCACGAAUGGAAGAGAUAUGGAGCUGCUACCAUUCGUGAAUGACAAACAUGAAGGUGUCAUUAUUGAGAUGACCACCCCAAUGGAUCCACAAGUUUUUUCAGCUUCCUUGAAAUCUUUGUUGUCGAAAUGGAGGGAGCAGGGAAAAAGAGGUGUGUGGAUAAAAUUGCCAAUCAGCCUUGCCAACCUUAUCCAAUCAGCUGUAGAGGAAGGAUUCUGGUACCAUCAUGCAGAAGAAACUUACCUAAUGCUUGCGUACUGGCUCCCGAACACGCCUCAUACAUUGCCUGUAAAUGCUACUCAUCGUGUGGGCGUUGGAGCUUUUGUAAUGAAUGACAAAAGAGAGGUAUUGGUUGUCCAGGAAAAAAGCGGUGUACUUAAGGGCUCUGGUAUAUGGAAAUUUCCAACUGGAGUUGUUGAACCAGGAGAAGAUAUUAACAUUGGAGUUGUAAGAGAAGUGAAAGAAGAGACAGGGGUUGAUGCAGAAUUCGUCGAGGUACUUGCCUUCAGGCAGAGCCACAAAGCUUAUUUUGAAAAAUCAGAUCUAUUUUUUGUGUGCAUCCUAAGGCCACAUUCCUUCGACAUUACUAAGCAAGAGUCUGAAAUCGAGGAUGCUCAGUGGAUGCCGGUGGAGGAAUUUGCGGCACAACCAUUCGUCCAGAAACAUGAACUGGUGAAGUAUAUUCUCGAGGUUGGCCUGGCUAAGACCGACAAGGAAUACGCAGGAUUUUCACCAAUCAGCAUAAAAUCGGCGUUCUCAGAGAAACAGUCCUUGUUUUACAUGAACAGGAGGGACCUGGAGAAAGCCUCAGGACCCAUCAUCAAUACACAAAAAGAUAGCUGAAAUUUCAGUCAGAGUUAGGAAAGGGUCGAAGCACUCGUACCCAAUUACUCUGCUGUUCGAUUGGUAGCUUGUACGCCUGAUUUUGACAGUAUGAUGCCUGCCCCCUACCAUUAUAUCGAUUCAGAAAGAGAUAUAACCUAGCAGAAGUGCAACGGAAGUUGUUGUACUCGGACAUCAAAAAGGAAGAUACUAUUGCGUUGCGCGUGUUGUCAAAUUUGUAUCGACGAGCGUACAAAUAAUGGAACAUAUAAAAGAUUUUUUGUUUU